Messenger RNA from Pseudophryne corroboree (corroboree frog), 5124 nucleotides. It is a transcript of the gene CDHR5, whose product is annotated as cadherin related family member 5. NCBI's taxonomy places the organism in Eukaryota, Metazoa, Chordata, Amphibia, Anura, Myobatrachidae. Bases 1 to 4308 code for a protein of 1435 amino acids. Gene Ontology annotation, cellular component: cell-cell junction; membrane. The record is from RefSeq and is a predicted model, not a curated record. Gene Ontology annotation, molecular function: calcium ion binding. The transcript has 21 exons. Gene Ontology annotation, biological process: homophilic cell-cell adhesion.
AUGGUGAGAUUAACGCAUAACCUCAGCAAUGAUAAUGUCCAACUGCUAAAUGCUCAUUUAAAUGAGGGAGUAGUCUGUGACCGAUUAAAAAAUGAAAUUAACAAAACACCUGGUCUCGACGGAAUUCACCAAAGGUUUCUUAUGGAGCUACACUCUGAACUAGAAAGACCCCUGUAUUUGAUUUUCAAUGACUCACUUACAACAGGCAUGGUUUCCAAAGACUGGCGCACAGCGGAAGUAGUACUGAUACUUAAAAAGGGAACUUGUACAGCAAGAGAACAAUUUAUAAGCGUGGAAGAAAAUAAUCCCAUCGGUUACAAGGUGACAGAAUUAAUUGUUGCACCAGACCAUACUGUGGACGUGGAAUCAGACUAUUUUGCAGUUGAUGGAUUUGAUUUGAUAUUAACUGUAUCUGUGGACUAUGAGGUACCUUCACAAACGGUAUUUGUAACUAUUAUUAAUUCAAAUGACAAUGAACCAAUCUUCCCGAAAACAAGCUAUGAGUUCACUAUAUCGGAGCAUUACUUUGAAAUUAAAUAUCCCUUCUUUCCUAAGGAUCUACCAGUGGGAAGUUCUAUUGCUGUGAUUACAGCUACUGAUGCUGAUAAGGACAUCCUCUACUAUGAACUGAGCGGUAAUGAUACUAAUGCUGCUGCUUACUUUCGUCUCUCCUCUAAUACUGAUCCAGUUAUAUUGGUGAACAAGGCUCUGGAUUAUGAUCAGUACCCUAUCGUAAACAUGCACCUAACAGUGCGGGAUACUGCGAAUGCUGGAGAUUCUCCCAGCCACACAGCUACAGCCGCCAUAACAGUUGUGAUCAAUGAUGUAGAUGAUAAACUGCCCUUCUUUCAACCCUGCAUACCGACUCAACCAAAAAUCUGCAUAAGCACUGGCUAUAGAAGCAGUGUCAACCGAACUGAACAAGCAACAGAGCCUUUAGAUUUACUGCCUUCCCCUUUAUAUGCUGUGGAUGGAGAUUACGGAAUCAAUAUCCCUAUUAACUACUCCCUUGUUAGUGGGUACAUAGUCUCCACAGGGAACAUCGGGGAUGUCCUACAGCAGUUAUUUAACGGAGGGUAUGCUCCUGAGCAGAGAGAAGAAGCCAAGGCCAUAGCUGGUCUAGUGACUGCUCCUGAAAAAGACUCUAUAGAUUUAAGCCAAGUUUCCACUUUCCUAUCUGUGGCAUCUUUCAAUGAUGACGCUGAUGGCCGCUUCUUCCAAGGAGUAUCUGCAUUAUAUAGUAACCCCAGGGCAGCUGUACUUGCCAAUGGAGUGAUGUCUCUGUCUUUCCAAAUUGCUAAUGGCAUGCGACAGGGUUGUCCGCUCUCCCCUUUAAUAUUCGCCCUCUCUAUAGAACCCCUCGCUGCACGGAUCCGUGCCAACCCAUAUAUUAAAGGAGUAAAGAUCCGACACUUCCACUCCACGCUUCUUACACAACUUAAUCACAGAUCGCUGACCACCUUAGAAGAUCUUGCAAUGCGUAAGGACUCGACUAGAGGACUUAUUUCCACUAUCCAUAGAUCACUGGUGCCCCCCUCACAAUCAGAUAAGGAACCUCAUGAAAGGGCAUGGGAAUUAGACUUUGGGGAAAUGUUAGAUUGUGAUGAAUGGUCUGAUAUCUACUCUAGCCUAGUGUCUAGCUCCAUUUGUGUUCGAGCAAAGGAAAAUGCGUAUAAGCUCUUUUACAGAUGGUAUUACAUUCCCACUCGACUUGCUAAAAUGUACCCAGAGUUAUCGCCGUUAUGUUGGAGAUGUGUUGAAACAACGAUGGAUGACAUUAUUGUCUGGGGAUCUACAAAGGAAGAACAUGAUUCUAGGUUGAGACAAGUAAUAGAACUUGUCAAGAAAUUGAAUAUACAUUCUAAAAACUGCUGUAUCUCUUGUCCUAAAGGAGACAGUCAGGAUGUGUUUGCUGUGCAAGAUAAUGGAAACAUAACAAUGAACAAGGCUAUAGAUACACUAGGAACAAUACUACUACAAGUAAUGGCUUACCAAACUGAUAAUAUCUUGAGAUAUUCCAUAACCACAGUGCAGAUUGAAGUCAAAGAGAAGAACAUUUUCCCACCAACAUUUGAACAUCCCAUUUACCAUGGCAAUGUUGCUUCAGAUUCUGCAAUCAAAAGCUUUGUCGCAGAUUCCAGUGACCAGAGUGGACCUCUUCAAGUGUUUGCUGCAGAUAGAGAUUACCUAGAUUUGAUAAAUCCAGCCAUCAUGUAUAAGAUAGAAAACAGCACUGAUUUCAGUAUUCUCCGUGAUGGAUAUAUUUUGACUAACACCCUGUUCACCUCCUCAGGCAACAUUACAUUACAGGUGACAGCAACUGACAGUGCAACCGCUGAAACUGAUUCAACCAUUGUCAUAGUGGAGAUCACAGCAACUACCACGACUGCUCCUACUACUACUAGUACAACUACUAGAGCUGGGACCACAACAAGAAACAUCUCAUGGACAGGGUCUCCGACAAGCACUGGGCCUACAGCAAAUGCCACCCCAUUGAGUACCACCACUAGAACUGGCCCCACUACAACUACAACUCCUAAUACUCAGACAACAACAAGUACCACCACUGGGACAGGCACCACUACAAGCACAACACCUAGAACUGGCAGCAGCACAACCAGAAAUCCAGGGGCAGAUAUUACCACAACAACAAGUACCUCUGGGAGAGGGACUGCCACAGGCACAACCACUGCAGUCACAGGUACCACUAAGAGUAAUAUUCCUGGAACAAUGACCACAGCACAUAAUCCUCCAAGUAUAAACACCAAUACAUAUUCAACUAUCCGUACAAGUCCAACGCUAGGCACAGGCAUAACCAAUCACGUUACUCCCGAAAAAAACACCACACUGAGUAACACAAUUGCUACAAAUAAUCCCCAUACAACUGCUCCUGGGGUAGGUGGUAUCUCAACUGGGGCAAGUACCAGCUACAGUGGCAGUACUUUAAAAUGCUCUACCACGACUGCUCCUACUACCAGUAGUAAAACUACUAGAGCUGGGACCACAACAGGAAAAAUCUCAUGGACAGGGUCUCCGACAAGCACAACAUCUAGAACUGGGCCUACAGCAAAUGCCACCCCAUUGAGUACCACCAGUAGAACAGGCCCCACUACAACUACAUCUCAUAAUAUUCAGACAACAACAAGUACCACCACUGGGACAGGCACCACUACAAGCACAACACCUAGAACUGGGCCUACAGAAAAUGCCACCCCAUUGAGUACCACCACUAGAACAGGCCCCACUACAACUACAACUCCUAAUACUCAGACAACAACAAGUACCACCACUGGGACAGGCACCACUACAAGCACAACACCUAGAACUGGCAGCAGCACAACCAGAAAUCCAGGGGCAGAUAUUACCACAACAACAAGUACCUCUGGGAGAGGGACUGCCACAGGCACAACCACUGCAGUCACAGGUACCACUAAGAGUAAUAUUCCUGGAACAAUGACCACAGCACAUAAUCCUCCAGGUAUAAACACCAAUACAUAUUCAACUAUCCGUACAAGUCCAACGCUAGGCACAGGCAUAACCAAUCACGUUACUCCCGAAAAAACCACAACACUGAGUAACACAAUUGCUACAAAUAAUCCCCAUACAACUGCUCCUGGGGUAGGUGGUAUCUCAACUGGAGCAAGUACCAGCCACAGUGCCAAUACCAAUGGUGCUCUGCAGGCAGACAUUUAUUAUACCGUCAACGACAUGGCAGCACUUGGGGCUUCGCUGGGAGUUAUUCUUGUUCUAUGUUUCAUUGGAUUGGGCUUUCUCAUUAACAAGCACUAUGGAAACAGCAUAAGGAUAAGACUGAGGAGAAAUGAUGGAGAUAAUUUUGGAGACUCAAAUGACAGUACUGGAUUCAUAAAUGAGGGCGAUAGCUCAAAUACACCAAUCCCCACAAAUCUGGAUUAUGACUUUGGUGGUAUCAACGAAAAAGAGCCAAUUUCAUCUAAUAUGUUCCUGGACACUGCUGCUGUAAUCCCAGUUCUUUCAAAUAAUACAGCUAAUAGUCCACCUACUGGGACAGAAGAAAAUGAGUCUGAUUCAGACAGCACAAGAGUGAAGCCAAUCCUAACUAAGGAGUUUAAGGAAGACGUUGGCUACAAGUCAGUGUGGUUUAGGGAGGACGCAGCCCCCGAAGUGGUUGUGAUUGAGAGAGCUGAGGAAGGGGAGGAAGAAGAAGAUGAUGAAGAAUUUAAUAAUCAGCAAGCAAAUGAUGAUAAUGAUGAAGAAGAAGAUGAUCAGGAACUGGUUCCAUCAUUCAAUUUUAUGACAAAUGACUCAGUCAGUUUCAGUGUAUUGUAACACUCUGUUUUAACAUUUAUAGCACUUAGGACCGGAUUCAGAAAUGGAGGCAGAUCGUUGCAUGCUCAGCCAGAUCUACGUCCAUCUCCUCACAUGCUGAUGGCUGACCAGCACAGGGCAAGGCCACCCAGGAUGUGUGAUGGGCCGCCUUCCAAUGCAUCCGCAACUAGAGGCCAGGUGGUUGGACGCUUUAAAAAAAAUUGGAGCAACUGCAUGCUGCUGCUCCAAAAACGGUCACGGCACCUCCCCGCUUGGCCUCUGCUGCCCCCCCCCCCCAAUGCUUCUCUAUCCCAGGAACGCCCGCCGCUGUCAAUCACACUGCAGCCUCAUCCUUCCUGGAUGCAGCCAUAAUGUGUAAGGUUGUGCACGUGCAAUGCAGCCAGUGCAUGUGCGCAGACCACCUGACCGCAGCUGCUGUGUACAGGCGCUGCGUUCGGGUCUGAAUGACCCCUUAGUUGACUAUUAACCUGGCCACAUCUUCAAAUAUUCUGUCAUUGUUGUCAAGUAUUAUUAAAUGGACUGGCAAAUAAUUCAGGACAUUAGUUUGGAUACCAAUUAUUACUUACUGUAGGUGACUAAAUAUUCUGUGAAUUUAUUCCUACCUAUAAAUUCACAGGGAUGUGGCUAGCUAUUUUACUGCCAGUGACAGCAACAGCACCCAUCUCAUCUCAUCUCUCAUGUAUAUUGAAUAUUUAUGCAUUAUUCUAAACAUCUGUAUUUGUGUACUGCAUACCUUAAAAAAGAAUAUUAGUACAUUUAAAAAAAAUCAUAUCGUCAAAGAAAUUAACAAAAAACAAACACAAAGGUUACAUAUUG